AUGGCGAAUAGGAGGAGGAUAUCAUCGUGGGGGCGCCAUGGAAACCUGUAUUGGGAUGAAGACGGGGAGUUUAUUCAGAAAGAUGAAGAAGACGAUGAUGAUAUUGAUGAUGAUGAAGAAGAAGAUGUGGAAAUAAGAAAGAAAUUAGAGAAAUAUUAUGAAGAAGAUCAAGUUAAGCUGAAUUGUGGCCUCACCAUGCCCGUCAUGGGUUUUGGCACUUAUUCUCUUCAAAACGAUGUAAAUGAAACCGUUGAAGCCGUUCGUAAGGGUAUAAAGAUGGGAUACAGACACUUUGACACGGCCAAGAUAUACGGGUCGGAGGGGGCGGUCGGAAAGGCGCUGAACGAAGCAAUUGGGUCAGGGAUUAUAGAUAGAAGAAACAUAUUUGUCACUUCCAAGUUAUGGGGAAGUGAUCAUCAUGAUCCAAUUUCAGCUCUCAAACAAACCCUAAGAAAUUUGGGGAUGGAAUACGUGGACAUGUACUUGGUGCAUUGGCCUGUGAAGCUUAGGGCUGGGGCGGAUUAUGCGUGGCCAAAGGAAGAGGAUUUCGAACAAGUAGAGAUGGACAAGACUUGGGCAGCCAUGGAAGAAUGCUUGAAGAUGGGUUUGUGUAAAUGUAUAGGGGUCAGCAACUUUUCCGUGAAGAAGCUACAACGGCUUCUUUGUUUCGCCGAGGUUCCUCCAGCUGUUAACCAGGUGGAGAUGCAUCCGACGUGGAGGCAACGGAAGCUUCGAGAGUUUUGUAGGGAACACAAUAUCCACGUAAGCGCUUAUUCACCGUUGGGUGGGCCGGGGAAUGUUUGGGGAUCAACUAGUGUGGUGGAUAGUCCAAUUAUUCGAUCAAUUGCAUUCAAACACAAAGCAACUCCAGCACAGGUUGCUCUAGGGUGGGGAUUGUCUAAGGGAAGUAGCAUGAUAGUUAAGAGCUUCAACGAAGGGAGGAUGAAGGAGAACAUGGGAGCCCUUGAUCUGAGAUUGGACGAUCAGGAUUUAAGGGAAAUUGACCAGAAAAUGGAAGAGAAGAAGAUUAUGAGGGGUGAAUGUUAUGUUAAUGACACCACUAGUCCUUACAAGACCAUUCAAGACCUUUGGGAUUUUGAGAUUUAA
Impatiens glandulifera is the source of this 1107-nucleotide messenger RNA. RefSeq names its product deoxymugineic acid synthase 1. The record is from RefSeq and is a predicted model, not a curated record. Gene Ontology annotation, cellular component: cytosol. Bases 1 to 1107 code for a protein of 368 amino acids. The transcript has 5 exons. Gene Ontology annotation, molecular function: aldose reductase (NADPH) activity. NCBI's taxonomy places the organism in Eukaryota, Viridiplantae, Streptophyta, Magnoliopsida, Ericales, Balsaminaceae.